This is a messenger RNA of Sphenostylis stenocarpa, 1479 nucleotides long. The record is from the annotation of a GenBank genome assembly. Lineage: Eukaryota; Viridiplantae; Streptophyta; Magnoliopsida; Fabales; Fabaceae.
AUGACUCCGCCAACACAAUUCACUGCCAGUGUGAGUCUCACACAGAAACCACAUUCCAUGGCAAACGAAAACCCUUCUUCAAUUCCAAUCUCAAACCCUGAAACAACCCAAACCGUUCCAACCACAGGUUUCUCAGCCAAAGUGAUCGUGCAAAAGGUGAAAACCAACUUGGUUUUGCGUUCAAAAUGGGCUGAAAUUAAUGGUGCCAUGGGUGACCUUGGCACCUACAUACCAAUAGUUCUGUCUCUAACACUUUCUAGGAACCUCAACCUUGGCACCACCUUGAUCUUCACAGGUAUCUACAACAUUCUCACUGGUGCAAUUUAUGGGGUUCCCAUGCCUGUCCAGCCCAUGAAGUCCAUCGCCGCCGAGGCCUUAUCGGAUGUCACCUUCGGCGUGCCGGAGAUCAUGGCUUCCGGCAUCUUAACCGGCGGCGUGUUGCUGGUUCUAGGUGUGACUAGGUUGAUGCAGCUUGUGUACACAAUGAUUCCUCUAUCUGUUGUGAGGGGAAUUCAACUAGCACAGGGUUUGUCCUUUGCUUUCACAGCUGUUAAGUACAUGAGAAAAAUCCAAGACUUGAAAAAAUCUAAGGCUUUGGGUGAUAGGCAUUGGCUAGGGUUAGAUGGGUUGGUUCUGGCCAUAGUUUGUUUGUGUUUUAUUGUUAUUGUGAGUGGUGUUGAUCAAGGGUGUGAAAGUACUCAUGGUGGAGAUAAUUUGGGUUGCGAAAAGAGGGUUGAGGGUGGAAGAAACAGGAGAAGUAGAGUGAGAAGGGUUAUCUUCUCACUUCCUUCUGCUUUCAUAGUGUUUGUGUUGGGUGUUGUUUUGGCCUUUGCAAAGAGGCCUGAGGUGGUGCAUGAAAUAAAGUUUGGACCUUCGGCCAUGGAAGUGGUGAAGUUCUCUAAGCAUGCAUGGAAGAAAGGUUUUGUGAAGGGUACAAUUCCUCAACUUCCAUUGUCAAUCUUGAACUCUGUGAUAGCUGUUUGCAAAUUGUCAAAGGAUUUGUUUCCAGAAAAGGACUUUUCUGCCACUUCCCUUUCAAUGAGUGUGGGGCUGAUGAAUUUGGUUGGCAGUUGGUUUGGUGCCAUGCCAUGCUGCCAUGGGGCUGGAGGACUUGCAGGGCAGUAUAAAUUUGGUGGAAGGAGUGGGGGUUGUGUGGCACUUAUUGGUGCUGCCAAGUUGUUAUUGGGAUUGGUGUUAGGAAGUUCUUUGGCACACAUUUUAAGGCAGUUUCCAGUGGGGAUCUUGGGGGUGUUGCUGCUCUUUGCUGGCAUUGAAUUAGCCACCUGCUGUAGGGACAUUAACAGCAAAGAAGAUUCAUUUGUGAUGCUUGUUUGCACUGCAUUUUCUCUGGUGGGAUCAAGUGCAGCUCUUGGUUUUUUGUGUGGAAUGGUUGUUUAUGUGCUUCUUAGGCUAAGGAAUUGGACUAGUGAUAAAAUAUUUUGUAACAUAUGGGUGAAUAAAAGCACCCAACAACUCUGA